Molecule: messenger RNA, 2755 nt
Organism: Porites lobata
Lineage: Eukaryota; Metazoa; Cnidaria; Anthozoa; Scleractinia; Poritidae
Source: the annotation of a GenBank genome assembly
GAAGUUACCAAUGAGCAAAGUCCACCUGGGUUGAGUAACAGCACUGAUGAAGAAAGACAGGGUGGUGAUGGCCUUGCACCUGAGGAUAGCGACUCAGAAAAUGCCUCAGAUAACAGUAAGAGGAGGAAAUUAGGACCUGCUUUAUUCUCAAUUCAUUUACAAGAAAGGCACAUGUUAACUAGGAGUGCAGUCGAAUUUGUGGAAGAGACAACAACAUCGUUAAUACGAGGGAGCCUUUUACAUGUGCGGGGAGAGGUUUUAAACAUCCUUCAAAGCAGUGGCUUAGACAUAGACAAUCAAGUGCCCAUAAUAGAAGAGAUAUUUGAUAGAGAGAUGAAUCCAUUUGAAGGAAUCGAUUCUUUCUGGCUGAAAGAGCAGUUUAUAAAAAAGCAUUUCUCCUAUGUGGUGAGUGUUAAUAUUAUUGUAUUUACUUCAUGACCUUAAAAUGUACAUUUUUAUUUGGGCUUAUUUGGAGCCUGAGAAAUGGAAGAAUUUAGCCAGAAAUAUGUUCCAAGAAUAGUGGAGGUUUUUAGAAAAUUUGCACUAAAAGGGAAAUUAGCAAUGAGGUUUUGGAAGUAGAAACUCAUAACACAGCAGUUUGUACAGUUUAAUUUGUUGCAUCUCGCUGUUGUUUGUAGUUAGCUAUGAAUGGAGAAUUACUGGUAGGUAAAUAUAAUGACACCCAUUCAAUAUUUUUAUUUAUCUUAAGUCUCUUGAAUUUUGACUUUGUUGUAUAAUUAUUGCCCAACUUAGUGGGUAAUAAUCUUUACUUAUAUUCUGUAUUGCCUGUCAUUGAAUCCAAGAGUUUGUUCUCUUUUUUUAGAACCCUCGUGAGAAAGUCAUUGGUGAGAAAUGGAUAUUCAAAGGACAUGGCAAUAAGAGAAGAAUGCUCAAAGUAACCAGAAAAUUUUAUUACAUCCCACUUCUGGAGACCAUCCAAGAAUUUCUCAGAAACAGAGAAUUGCGCAGAGAAAUUUUAAAAGUAAAAGUGUUGUAUAAUGAUGAUGGAGUUUAUUCUUCCUUCUUAGAUGGAGCUUUGGCUGAGACACAUCCAGUUUUUUCCCAAGAUCCAAAUGCAUUGCAAAUUAUACUUUAUUAUGAUGAUAUCAGUUUGACAGCCUCUAGGGCUAAAAGAAAUAAGCUUGGCAUGUUUUAUUUCACUUUAGGAAACUUUAAUGCCACCUUCAGAUCUAGGGUUGACGCGAUAUCUUUGUUAGCUGUAGCUCAAUAUGAAGAUAUUCGUAGUUAUGGAGUUGACAGAGUGCUGACACUUCUAUGUGAAGAACUUGACCAACUCUCUCAACCAGCAGGCUUUGCCUUCAGUUUAGAUGGAUUUUACCUUCCCUUGAGAGGAGCAGUUGUUGCAGUAUCUGCAGACACCCCAGCAAGCAAUUACUUGGGCGGAUAUAAAGAGGGUGUAGGAGGUGCCCUGAGGAAAUGUCGACACUGUAAUACUGACUACGAAACAAUGCAGAGCCACUUUGAGGAAGAGGAUUUUCUUCCAAGAACAUUGCAACAACAUCAUCUUCAAUGUCAUGUCAUAGAUCAGUCGGAAAACUUGGGAGAUCACCACAGCACAAACUAUGGUGUAACAAGAAGGAGUAGUCUUUGUGACUUUCCUUUUUUUAAUGUUACACAGCAAAUGCCUCAAGACAUCAUGCACAUCAUUUUUGAAGGAGCAAUACCUUACGUUAUUGGACACUUACUUAGAUAUUACAUAAACAAUGAUAAGGCAUUUACCCUUGCACAAUUCAACAGUCGUUUGUGUGGCUUUAACUAUGGUUACUCACAAAUGGCAGACAGACUCCAGCCAAUCUCUAAAGACAUGAUACAAGCUGAGUGGGGUGAUGAAAGGGGAUUAUCAGGAUUUGGACAGCAAGCAGCAAAAAACUGGUUAUUUCUGCGAGUUUUUCCCUUCAUUGUUGGAGACUGGGUUAACAUGGAAAGUGAGCAAUGGGCAGUGUUGGAGAAACUACUUGCAAUAUGUAGCAUACUUGUUUCACCAGUAAUUCAUGUUGAAAGUGUUGCAUACUUAAAGACAUUAAUCAAAGAUUUUCUGUCUGGAUUCAAACAAACUUUUGAUGGAGUUAUUAUACCAAAGUUACAUUAUCUAGUUCAUUGUCCCAGACUGAUAUUAACUUUAGGCCCUCUUGUUAACUACUGGUGUAUGCGCUUUGAAAGUAAGCAUCAAUACUUUAAAAAGAAAAGCAGGAAAUGUAGUUAUAAAAACAUUUGUCUUUCAUUGGCAAAAGGCCACCAGAGAAGAUUCUCUUCAUUCCUAAUUUCUACAGAGGAGUGCAGUUUUCUCUUCAAGGACUCCAAUGGGAAGACAGAGCAUCUAAGUGGAAGGGAUUUCGAAAAUGCUAAGAGGGUAAUAUCUAAUUUUCUAGGGUGGGAGGCCUCUAAUAUAACCAAUGUGUACACUACAUCAUGGAUCAGUGUCCAUGGUACGAAAUACAUUCCAAAUAAGUGCAUUCUUUUAAUCAGAUCUGAAAAUGAAACACCCAUUUUUGGGAUGUUAAGGCUAAUUUGGGUAGUUAAUUUUCAGAUUCUUCUUUUCAGAGUUUCAAUGCUUGAAACAGUGGAUUUCAAUGAACACCUCAAUGCAUACAGAGUAAAAGAACCAGUGUUGGCAGCUGGUUUGGAUCUCAUUGUGCAAGACCAGUUAUUGUCACAUGAGGUUUUGCACAUUUACAACUUUGAUGGUGAUCAAUACAUAUCACCCAAAACUUACUUAAGUGACAUUUUGAAAUGA